AUGCCUAUUGAUGAAACAAAUGAAUGUAAAGAAUCAAAUGUUGUCAUACAUUGUGAUCGUGAUUGGAAAUUUUUACAAUUAUUUAAUCAACCACCAGAUUUAGAUUGUUUUUCAAUAAAUUAUAAUGAUAAUCAUUGGACAAAUAUUGAUUUACCACAUAAUGAAAUAAAACAUGAUUCAUCAGCAUAUUGGUAUCGUAAACGAUUUGAAUGGAAACAUAAAUCAGAUGUUCAUCAACAUAUUUAUUUAAAUUUUAUUUUAACUGAUUAUUAUUAUAAAUAUUUAAAUUAUACAAAAGUUCCACAAAUAAUUGUAUGGUUAAAUCAUGUUCCUAUUUCUUUUGAUUCACUUACACAACAUUCAAUUGAAAUAACAUCUUAUUUACAUACCGAUUUUGAUAAUAUUAUUGUUAUUUGUUCACCAGACGGAUAUUCACUUUCAUCAUAUGUUCGUAUACUUAUGUCACCUAUGUGUAUUGGUCAAUUAAAUUAUGAUGAUUUUGAUACAAAUACAUUAAAACGAUAUCAUAAAAAACUUGAUUAUACAGCAAGUUUUAAUGAUGCUGAUGGACUUAUUGAUGUAUCUAUUGAUUCAAUACAAAAUAUUGAUGAUGAACAAUGUCAUUUCGAUGAAGAUAAUGAUUGGGUUCAAUUAUCUAUGACAGAUAUUGAUGAUGCUAAACAAGUAUUACAAGUUGGUCCUGUACCACGUCUUGCUAUAGUUAUUCUUAUUGUUGGUACACGUGGAGAUGUUCAACCAUUUAUUGCAUUAGCAAAAUCAUUACUUAAUUAUGGUCAUCGAGUACGUCUUGCUACACAUGAAAUAUUUAGAAAAUUUGUUCGAGAAAAUGAUAUUGAAUUUUAUCCAUUAGCUGGUGAUCCAGCUGAUUUAAUGUCAUUUAUGGUUAAAAAUGCUGGUAUUGUUCCAUCAGUUAGUAGUAUUGUAUCUGGUGAUGUUAAAAAAAGUCGUCGUAUUAUUUCUGAUAUUCUUAAAUCUACAUGGAAAGCAUGUACUGAACAUGAUGAUGAAACAGGUGUACCAUUUAUAGCUGAAGCUAUUAUUGCUAAUCCACCAUCAUAUGGUCAUAUACAUUGUGCACAAAAAUUACAAAUUCCACUUCAUAUAAUGUUUACAAUGCCGUGGUCACCAACAAGUGCUUUUCCACAUCCAUUUUGUAAAGUUAAUGAUGAUAUUGAAUUAAUUGAUCGUUUUAAUAGACUAUCCUAUGGUAUUAUUGAAAUGUUGACAUGGUCUGGUAUGCAUGAUCUUAUUAAUGAAUUUCGUGAAGAUACUCUUCAACUUGCACAUUUACAUACUCGUGAAGCAGUACAUGCAAUGAUGUUAGAGCAAGUUCCACAUACGUAUUGCUGGUCACCCUCUCUUGUUCCUAAACCAUCUGAUUGGCCUGAAUAUAUAAAUGUAUCUGGUUUUUUCUUUCUUGAUCUUGCAAAAAAUUAUCAACCACCUGAAAAUCUUAUUCAAUUUCUUAAAGCUGGUGAUCCACCAAUUUAUAUUGGUUUUGGUUCUAUUACUGGUCAUGAUUCACGUCGAAUUUUACAAAUUGUUUUAGAAGCUUUACAUGCAACAGGAUAUCGAGCUUUAUUAUCUGGUUUAGCUAAAGAUGAUGAUCAACUACCUGAUAAUGUUUUGAAAAUCGAUAAUUGUCCACAUGAUUGGCUGUUUCAAUAUGUGGCUGCUGUUUGUCAUCAUGGAGGUGCAGGUACAACUGCCGCUGGUCUUCGUGCUGGAAAACCAACAAUAAUUGUUCCAUUUUUUGGUGAUCAAUUUUUUUGGGGAACAAUGGUUUGGAAAAGUGGGGCUGGUGCACGACCUAUACCUGGUAAAAAUUUAAAUGUUAAUGAAUUAAUUGAAGCAUUUAAAACAGUACAUCAAUCAGAUGUAUGUCAAGCAGCUGAAAAAUUACAAAAUGCAUUUCAACAUGAAAAUGGAUGUGAUAAUGCUGUUCAAUCAUUUCAUUCUAAUUUACCAUUAAGAAAUAUGCAAAGUAAUCUUGAAUCAACAUUUGGUGCAUGUUAUUAUUUAAAAGAUUAUAAUUUAAAAAUUUCACGUCCUGUUGCACAAGUACUUGUUACUGCUGGUAUGAUUAAAGAAUCACAAUUGAGUUUACAUUCAACUUAUCAUUGGAAUAAAUUAUCUGAUGAUAAUAGUCAUCAUCUUCCUACACCUGGUAUAAUAAGACAUGGACAAAAAGCAUUGAAUUGUUUAUUUGUUGAUACACCAAAAGCUUUAAAAGAUAUUAAAAAUUCAAGUAAUUUUAUAAUAGGUGCACGUGAUGGUGUUGAAUGUAUUCUUAAAGGUGUUGGAAAAAGUGUUGCAUAUGCAUCUAUUGGUUGUUUAUCAUUUUAUGGUGAUGUAACCGAUGCACUUGAAUAUUUACCAAAAUUAUAUGAUCCAUAUACAGAUUAUAAUGAACAUCAACGACCACAAAUUGAUAAUUUUCAAUCGGGAGCUAAAGCUGCUGGACAAGCUGUAUGGUAUGGAAUUAAAGAUGGUGUAACUGGAUUAGUAAAUAAACCUCGAGCAGGUUUUCAACGACAUGGAAUAUUAGGUGGUGCAGCUGGCGUUGUUGUUGCUAUACCAAAUAGUGUUAUUAAACCUGUUGCUGGUACAUUAGCUUCAAUAACUUGGUUAACUCGAGGUGUUUAUGCUGGAGCAAAAAAUUUAACACAUAAAAAUGAUUCGAAUUCGAAUAAUACAUUAUCAUUAUUAAAUUCUAAUGAAAAUCAACAAUCAUCAUAUCGAUCAACGUAUAAUAAUGAUGAUAUAUCAGCGGAAAAUCGAGCUUCAAUUGAAUCCGGUUUAACAAUUGAAAAAUGUAAAGAAAUUUUAAUUGAAUUUGAAAGAAUUAAAAAUGAAUAUAAAUCAAUGAUAAAUAAAAAUGAUAAUACAACAAUGCACCAUAAAGAUAAAAACUCAAAGAAAAAAAUUCAACGGCAACGUAGUCAUUCAAUUCAUUAA
Molecule: messenger RNA, 2979 nt
Organism: Rotaria sp. Silwood2
Lineage: Eukaryota; Metazoa; Rotifera; Eurotatoria; Philodinida; Philodinidae
Source: the annotation of a GenBank genome assembly